UCACACACAACAACCGACCCGGAAGCUUCACCAACCGAAACGACUGAUUUCAAACUUCAUUCGAUCUUUCGAUCAAUAUUCCUCCAAUCUGAACAGACUUUGAUAGUCUUAUAACUCAAAAGCAACAGGAUUGCAAGUCUCGCUUACUUCACCAUUAAUCAUGACUACCCUGCCCGCAUCCUUUCAGCAUGCUAACAAGGCUGCUAUCGCCGCAGCUCUUGCUGAGAACUCAGAAUCUAUCGGGGCAGACGUAGAACCUGGUGAAAUCCAGGAGGUCGAUAUGCAAGCACAGGCAGACGACAUUCGCACUGUUUUCAGUCACCCUACCAGCUUCAAUGUAAAGCAUCCUCUAUACUCACCCUGGACCCUUUGGUUCGAUUCCCCUGCUACUAAAGGCCGUAACCUCCCCCAAACCCCCGUUUCUUCCUUCCCUCAAACUCCCGUUCCUCAGACCCCCAGUGCUGCUGCUGCACAGGGAUGGAUGGAGGAUAUCAAAAGAGUCGUCAGUUUUGACAGCGUCGAAGAGUUUUGGGGCCUCUACAAUCAUAUUGUACCUCCCUCACAGCUCCCUCAAAAAGCAAAUUACUACCUCUUCAAGGAGGGUAUCAUACCUGCAUGGGAGGAUGAAGCAAACAAGCAUGGUGGCAAGUGGAGUAUACAGCUACCCAAAGAGAAGAAUCGCAGUCAAGUUGAUAAAAUGUGGCUUUACACUAUGCUUGCUGCUAUUGGUGAAACCUUCGAUCCCCAUCUUACAGGCGGGGAGGCAUCUGAGCCCAAUUCUCAAUCGCUUAUCACCGGAGUGAUCGUAUCUACCCGACCGCAGUUCUACCGUUUAUCGAUUUGGACGCGACUUGCGCCUUCUGGAGAUGAAGACAAGUUGCGUGAACGCAUCGAGACAGUUGGACGGCACUUCAAGAUUAAUGUACUAGGCUAUCCCGAGACUCAAAAACUGGCCGGUCCUCUCGCAACCGAGGUUGAGUUCCUUUCACACAAAGAUUCUGAGAAGAAGGGCAAGGCAGCGAAGAAGCUCGUCAUUUGAGUGGGUACACCAGUUGCUAUUAUAUCGAUUGAGCAGAGUUCUAGAUAGAUUGUGCUGGAUGUGCCUGAUUUAUUCGUAUGGUGUCCGGACGAAUAUUCUCAUUCUAAGCUCAUGCUGAUGUUGCGAUGCAUAUUGACACUCAAAAUCAUGCUGUCCGGUCCUUGACAUUUUUACCUGAAGCUGUGCACUGCCGUGCAGGCUUGGCAGUGCAACUACGCCGGGUGUGGAGA
Messenger RNA from Suillus subaureus, 1269 nucleotides. RefSeq names its product cap binding protein. Gene Ontology annotation, cellular component: eukaryotic translation initiation factor 4F complex. The record is from RefSeq and is a predicted model, not a curated record. Gene Ontology annotation, biological process: translational initiation. NCBI's taxonomy places the organism in Eukaryota, Fungi, Basidiomycota, Agaricomycetes, Boletales, Suillaceae. Gene Ontology annotation, molecular function: RNA 7-methylguanosine cap binding; translation initiation factor activity. The coding region runs from base 161 to 1039 and encodes 292 amino acids. The transcript is spliced from 5 exons.